Messenger RNA from Diaporthe citri, 897 nucleotides. RefSeq lists its product as uncharacterized. NCBI's taxonomy places the organism in Eukaryota, Fungi, Ascomycota, Sordariomycetes, Diaporthales, Diaporthaceae. The record is from RefSeq and is a predicted model, not a curated record. The transcript is spliced from 3 exons. Bases 1 to 897 code for a protein of 298 amino acids.
AUGUUCAAAAACACGUUCCUCACCCCGCAACCCAAAUCUGGCAAUAUCGUUGGCACCGGCGCCAGCGGUGGUGCUGUCUGGCCCGAUAGCCGUCGAGGAGGCGGCGGCGGCGGCGGCGGCUAUCUACCCGGACAAGUCAGCCGCAGGGCACGUGCGCGCGUGAGAUCCAAAGUUCUGGUCAGGGCGAAGGCGGCCAAGCCCAUCGGCCUGGAGCGGACCGGCGAGACGGGCAGGCUACGCAUGUCCCUCCAGGUGCACGCGGAUCCGCAGGGCCACCUCACUCGUCUGGGCUACUACGCGGACCUCUUCUUCGGACUGGACGAGCCGGGGCAAACAGAUGAGCCUAGACGACAACUUGAAGAAAAUCACGUUGGUUAUAUUUCAGCCUGGCGCCUAUCCAAGGAGCCCAAUCAGUAUGCGCACGAGGAAUAUCAGCCUUGGGUUACGGAAUGGCUGCAGGAAGAGUUGGGGGGCCCGGACGAUGACUCCAGGCCGUUCAAGGAGACGCUGAGGCUGCUUUAUGACGAGACCGGUCAGUUGCGAGAUGUCAGUGACGACUCGCUCCGGGCUGCCUUGGAUGAUACUGGCUCCGAGCUCGUAUUCAUCGAGAUGAUAUGGAUUAAAUAUAAGGAUGAGGCAACUGGUUUCCCGGCAGCUGAUGAGACCGACCCACAAUAUUCCAACAGGAUUGCUCGCACCGUCGAGGCCGUGUUCCGAAGCGAGGAUCGCUACGGAUAUAGAAAUAUCAGCAAUGACCACCGUGUUGUGGCACUCACGGUUUCUUUCCCCAAUCGGGAGCGUCUAAUCGUCAACUCCAUGCUUGAAGAUGAGACCGAUCCUGCCCUGCCGCCUACACAGCUGGCCCCCCAACCUGUAUCGUCGAGUAUUCGAUCCUGA